AUGAGAGGUGUUCAAACUGACUCACUGAUCUGCAAGCUUUGUAAUACAGGUGAAGAAUUUGCAGACCAUCUGCUUACGAGCUACUCAUUUUCUUUAGAAGUCGUUAAAAGGAUUCUUAACUGGUGCAGAAUUCCUCAAGGGCAAUUUACAAAGGUGGCAGAGUUGCUAGAUUUUGGUACGCGAUGGGGAAAUUGCCCCAAAAAACGCAAAAGGCUAUUAGCCAUUCUAUAUGGGCUUAUUUGGCGAAUCUUGAAGGCUAGGAACAACAGAAUCUACAACAACAUAGUUCAAUCCCCGCGAUGUUAG
Molecule: messenger RNA, 306 nt
Organism: Lactuca virosa
Lineage: Eukaryota; Viridiplantae; Streptophyta; Magnoliopsida; Asterales; Asteraceae
Source: the annotation of a GenBank genome assembly